UGCUAGAGCUUGCAGUUGCUCAAACUCCCCGCAGGAACUCCUGGGUAUUUUUUCCCAACCGUUUCGGCAUUUGAGCACAAUGACAUUCAUGCCACGGAGCGAAAACAGGCGAAGCGCCUGCUCCGUUUACCCAACAAUGUGGAGAACAUGCGGUAUUUUUGGCGCAUGGACUCUGCUGUUCUUGACAGAAGUCUGUGCGCAGUCUCAGCGGAGACCUAUCUUCACAUGUGGCGGAAACAUCACUGGGGAAUCUGGAGUGAUCGGGAGCCAGGGGUAUCCAGGAGUUUACCCUCCAAAUACCAAAUGUCUUUGGAGAAUCACCGUUCCUGAAGGCAGGGUGGUUGUUCUGUCAUUCCGAUCCAUUGAUCUGGAGAGCGACAACCUGUGUCGCUAUGACUUUGUGGAUGUCUACAGUGGCCAUGUCAGUGGGCAGAGACUUGGUCGUUUCUGUGGAACGUUCAAGCCAGGAGCCCUUGUUUCCACAGGCAACAAGAUGCUUCUACAGAUGGUAUCCGAUGCCAACACUGCUGGAAGUGGCUUCCUUGCUGUCUUCUCUGCUGCCCACCCUCAUGAGCGAGGAGAUCAGUACUGUGGGGGGCGACUGGUCAAGCCUUCUGGGACUUUCAAAACCCCCAACUGGCCUGAGAGGGACUACCCGGCUGGUGUCACCUGUUCCUGGCAUAUAGUGGCACCAAAGAACCAGAUUAUCGAAGUAAAGUUUGAGAAGUUCGAUGUGGAGCGGGAUAACUACUGCCGCUACGACCAUGUCUCCAUUUUCAACGGGGCGGAAAUAAACGACGCAAAGAGGAUCGGAAAAUACUGUGGAGACAGUCCCCCAGCGCCUGUGUUCUCAGAGGGGAAUCAGCUCUUGAUCCAGUUCCUUUCAGAUCUCAGCCUGACAGCAGAUGGCUUUAUCGGACACUACAAGUUCAGACCAAAGAAAUUCCCCACCACCACCAUACUGCCCACCACCACCCUACAGCCAGUCACAACCAGACCUAUACCUCUGAAGUACUCUGUUGCCCUAUGCCAGCAGAAAUGUAAAAGACGAGGAACACUAGAGAGCAAUUACUGCUCCAGCAAUUUCGUGAUAACUGGGACAGUCAUUACUGCGGUGAUGCGAGGAGGGAGCAUGUAUGCCACGGUCUCCAUCAUCAACGUGUAUAAGGAAGGCAAUCUGGCAAUCCAGCAGGCAGGGAAGACCAUGAGCACCAAGAUUAUUGUCCUGUGCAAAAAGUGCCCGUUUAUUAGAAGAGGCUUGAACUACGUCUUCAUGGGCCAGGUGGAUGAGGAGGGCCGGGGGAAAAUCGCCCCACACCACUUUGUAAUGGCCUUUAAGUCGAAGAACCAGAAAGGACUCAAUGUUCUCAAAAACAAGCAGUGCUGACUUCCUGGAGCGCCGGGAGCGUCUUCUGAGCCGCCCUGCCCGCGGCUCAGCUGUGGAUGGAAACUAUUAAGAGGAAAACAAAUCUCCCUCUCAACAACACCACCAAAGGCCAGAAAAAACAAUCCAAAGUAGAGUUGCCAGAACAACGUAGAAUACGCAUGAUUUAUUCAAUCAAGGGAGUCUCCCAUGUAUUUUUUUUAAUUUCGCUGCAGAUUACCGGUAUACAGUUUUGGAUAACACAAGGCUUUGAGUCAUUCCAGUCUGUUCAUCCAGUCAAAAGAGCAGCCUGUCAGUGUGUUUUUCAAACUGAGAUCAAUGAGCAUAGACAUUAGUCAAUGUUUCCCCCUCUUGCUUUGACAAAUUCCUUUCACACUGUUACCAGGGAUUCAAAUUUUUGCUGGCUGGAGAAAUUUCACUUUUUUUUUUUUGUACACAUCUGUUAUAACAUCCCCUGGUGUUACCUAUACUCACCUAAUUAUUCCAUAAGUCUUUCUUUUUUCUCUACAAAUCUGCAGAAUAAAAUGUGAAAACAUACGGGAUUGAUAUGCUGAAAAAAAUAUUAUACGUGUGGCAAAAUUGUUUCUGAAUUGACAUGCCUGACAAGUAUCCAGAGGGGAUUUAUUGCUGUUUUUGUGAGAGUGUAACAAUCUGCUGUUAGUGUCUUGUGUUGUUUUAAAGGGCAGGGUUAGAAGUUUCAAAUGUGGUCAUUAAAGUGCAAUAUUUAAUGUGUUCAUAAUUCUUUUUAGAGUAAUUUGUCUGACUUUAUGUGAAACUUUAUGAGCUGAUGCCCUUUUACUUGUCACAUAUGCAAAGCAUCACUUUCAGAGCAUGUCAUUCAUUUGCUGACAUUGUCUUCAAGGUAAAAACUUAUUUUCAUAUGCUCAAAUAAAUCUCAUACAACAUCUUCCUCUGCUUCUCUCUCUUUGGGGGAACUUUCACCUACAA
Messenger RNA from Menidia menidia (Atlantic silverside), 2332 nucleotides. Lineage: Eukaryota; Metazoa; Chordata; Actinopteri; Atheriniformes; Atherinopsidae. The record is from the annotation of a GenBank genome assembly.